UUUCUGCCUCCUUUUUGGUCAUGGUGGAAAGCCACGUUUUCUCUCUCCAAAUCAUGAAUUUAGCAGUUAAUAUCUUUCUCCCACUGUGUCUUAGAUUUUGUGUUUGGAUGUAGAGAGAGAAAAGGUGAAGGAAAAGAGAAAGAUAAAAAUGGAUGAUUCUCUCUCUAGCUUACUUUGUCAGGAAAGUGAGACUUGUUUGUACGAAGAGGAGGUUGACGAGUCGAAGCUCAUUGAAUUUAAGAAUUAUGAUGGCUCGGAAGAUGAGUACAUGGAGAUGUUAUUUGAAAGAGAAAUCUGUUAUGGGUUCAAAAGAAAUAAAUCUUUGGCGACUGGAAACUGGCUCAAAUGUGCUCGCUUGGAGGCCAUCACAUGGAUUCUCAAUACAAGAGCAGCAUUUGGAUUUCGCUUCAAAACAAUUUAUUUGUCCUUAACAUACUUCGAUCGAUUCCUUUCAAGGCGGUCCAUCGAAAGUGAGAAAUUGUGGGCUAUUAGAUUACUCUCAGUGGCAUGUCUUUCUUUGGCUGCAAAGAUGGAGGAGGUGAAAGUUCCACUGUUGUCAGAGUUUCCAUUACAAGAUUAUAAUUUUGGGAGCAAGGUGAUUCAGAGAAUGGAGCUUCUGGUAUUGAGCACAUUGGAAUGGCGGAUGAGCUCCAUCUCUCCUUUUGAUUUCCUUCAUUUCUUCAUCAAAAAGUUGUGCAAGGAAUCUCCACCGAGUAAUAUAGUUUCUAGGACUGUGGAAAUCAUCUUGGCUAUAAUGAGAGAGGUCAAUUUGGAAGAUAAUCGGCCGUCUGUUAUAGCUGCUGCAGCAGCCUUGUUGGCUUUGGAUGAUAGAUUAACAAGAAGAUCAUUGGAGUUGAAGAUGAAUUCCAUUUCUCACUAUAGAUUUCUUGAGAUUGAUGAUUUGUUUUCAUGCUAUACUAUAAUGCGAAGAUUAGAUAUGGAGAAACUUAAGAUAACAAAGGUUGUAAAUUCACCGGAUCUUUCACCGUCGCAAUCGAGGCCGAUUGAUGUUUUAGAAAUUUCUUCUGUUAGUUCUGCUCUCAGCAAUAAAAGGAGAAGGCUUACAUUCAGUACAUGUGAUCGAAGUUGUGGCUUGCCGGGUGAUAAACUGUGCUAGAGAAAUUUGACUAAAAGGGUUUUGACAAGAUCUAACAUGGCUUUCGCAAUGAAAAUUAUUGGUGUAGUGAGACUUCUUUAAUCAGUUCUUAUUGACAUGAUUUGGGAUUACUUGAAUCUGCCUUUGGAGCGGCCAGAGAAAGGACAAACAGUGCUGGAAAAGAAAAAUAUAAAGCUAAGGUUUGGGAUAGAGGGAUAAAAGCUGAUUGUUAGGAGACCAAUGCCACAAUGUGGA
Corylus avellana is the source of this 1351-nucleotide messenger RNA. RefSeq names its product cyclin-D5-1. Lineage: Eukaryota; Viridiplantae; Streptophyta; Magnoliopsida; Fagales; Betulaceae. The record is from RefSeq and is a predicted model, not a curated record.